GCUUGAAAAAUACCACGGCACAAGAAAACCCUUUGCACUCUUUUUCUUACGUGGAAUGAUGUUUUUCUCUCCCCCUUUUCUUUUCUAAUAUAUAUUUUUAUUUUUGGAGAAAAAGAUGGUUAAGGAAUUAGCUCGUUCAAAAGAGAAUAUUUUUUUAUUUGUACCUAACCUCAUUGGUUAUACGCGAAUUAUCUUGGCUGCCUUGUCGCUAUACUAUAUGCCUUGGCACCCAAAAGUGUGUGUAAGUCUGUAUUGUAUCUCUUGCUUGUUAGACGCUGUUGAUGGCAAUGCCGCUAGAUAUUAUAAUCAAUGCAGUAAAUUCGGUGCUGUUUUGGAUAUGGUGACAGAUAGAUGUACUACAACCUGUCUCUUGUGUUUCCUUUCACUCAAGUACCCCGAAUGGACUAUUCUCUUUCAAUUCCUUAUUUCACUCGAUUUCAGUUCUCAUUAUAUGCACAUGUACAGUUCCAUGAUCUCGGGAUCAUCUAGUCACAAGAAGAUUAGCGAGAAACAAAGCUGGUAUCUUCGUAUCUACUACACCAACAAUAUUGUAUUAUUCAUCAUGUGUGGUGGUAAUGAGCUUUUCUUUGUUGCCCUUUACGUAAUGAAAUUUACAGAUCCAUUAAAUUUGCUCGGAUGGAUUGCUUUAUCAGUGACAGGUGUUAUCUGCUUUGCUAAACAAUUUAUCAACGUUGUCCAAAUUGUCAAUGCCAGUAAAACUUUGGCUGCAAUCGAUCAACAAGACAGAGCUGCUUUAAAAUCAAAUUAAAACAAAACAAAAAAAAAUUAUAAACUAUUGUAUGUACACCCAAAAAAAUAAAAAGUUAUAUUUUAAAAUCAUGAAA
Molecule: messenger RNA, 845 nt
Organism: Mucor mucedo
Lineage: Eukaryota; Fungi; Mucoromycota; Mucoromycetes; Mucorales; Mucoraceae
Product: CDP-alcohol phosphatidyltransferase-domain-containing protein
Exons: 7
Coding region: 116-769 (217 amino acids)
Biological process (GO): phosphatidylinositol biosynthetic process
Cellular component (GO): membrane; Golgi apparatus
Molecular function (GO): CDP-diacylglycerol-inositol 3-phosphatidyltransferase activity
Source: RefSeq, a predicted model, not a curated record